This is a messenger RNA of Dentiscutata erythropus, 230 nucleotides long. NCBI's taxonomy places the organism in Eukaryota, Fungi, Glomeromycota, Glomeromycetes, Diversisporales, Gigasporaceae. The record is from the annotation of a GenBank genome assembly.
CUAAAGCUAAAGAAUUUGCAAAUCUAUUUGAAAUUACUGGGUUUAAUGCAUCUAAUAGAUGGCUUGCUAAUUUCAAAAAAAGAAAUACUAUUUCAUCAUAUCAACUUAGAGAAGAAUCUAGUAGUGUUUUUUCAGAAGAUAUUUUAAAGUUUUGUAUAAAACUUCAAAAUAUUCUUCAGAAUUAUGAACCUAGAAAUAUUUUUAAUUGUAAUGAAGCUGAACUUUAUUGA